This is a messenger RNA of Solanum tuberosum (potato), 471 nucleotides long. RefSeq lists its product as uncharacterized. Lineage: Eukaryota; Viridiplantae; Streptophyta; Magnoliopsida; Solanales; Solanaceae. Gene Ontology annotation, molecular function: nucleic acid binding; zinc ion binding. Bases 1 to 471 code for a protein of 156 amino acids. The record is from RefSeq and is a predicted model, not a curated record. The transcript has a single exon.
AUGGACGUUGUUAGUAGGAGUUGUAGUUGCAGAUCCUGGCAGCUCAGGGGCAUUCCUUGUCCUCAUGGUGUUGCUGCCCUUCAUUACAAGGAGUUGGAACCAAUCAAUUAUGUGGCUAGUUGUUAUAGCAAGGAAACCUACUUCAACACAUAUGUCCAUUUUAUUCAGCCAAUGAAUAACAUGAAAAUGUGGCCAACAUCAAAUAAUCCAAUUGUAAAGCCACCAAAGAUCAAGAAGAUGCCUGGAAGACCAAGUAAGGUUAGAAGAAAGGAAGCAAAUGAAAGCAGAAAAACUGAAAAGCUUAGCAAAAGAGGUGUUGUUAUGACUUGUAGCAAAUGUGGUACACAAGGACACAAUAAAAGAGGAUGUCCUACAAGAAACCAAGCUGGUCCAAGUCAAUCAACUGAACCAUCUUCUCAGGCAAGAGGUACUGGUCCAAGUCAGUCAGCUGAACCAUCUUCUCAGACAUAG